AUGAAUUUGCUAGAAAAAACCUUACAAUCUGAAAACAUACCCUUCACAACGAAAACUGAAGCUCUCACGUUCAUCGAAACCUCAAUCGCCACCAAUAAUCGCGAAAUAGUUUUGCUACUGAAAACCCCUAAACUCGACCCCAGAAUCUUCCGUAAAGUCAAAAUCUAUCCUGUGUUGUACCAUCAAGGGCGAAUUCACCUGGAGCACACAUCAUACGUCAUCAACGGAAACAUUAGCUACAUGGUAAACAGUCUCAAUCAAUACGUAUAUUCCAUGAGUGAAGUCAAUCAAGAUCGAUCAGAAUGUGUACCAAUGUUAAUUAGAAGACAACAACCUUCAUGCAAUUUUACAAUACAGCCACCUGCAUUUGAAGCAUUUCGAGUAGGCGAACAAGCCGUGUUGAUCAACUCAAUCCGAAAUUUCUCGCUUUUCAACAAUUGCGGAACCAGCAAUAGAACGUUAAAGGGAUCAUUCGUCGUCAGAACAAACUCAUGCGACGUAUGGAUAAAUGAUGUACAAUUCUCAUCGAAUGUGGUAGAAAUGAUAGGCGAGCUCUCGUUAUAUCAGUUGGACGGAAUAGACGUCAAUAAGCAGCACGAGGUUAUCAAUAUGUCUAUCGAACACCUUCUAGACCUACACCUUGAAACAAGGAAAGAACUCGGGCACAUUCGUUUAGAGAACCAAUCGCUAUCCAUCACCUGGCCAUCCAUAAGCCUUUUUGGAGGAACGUCGAUCCCUCUCGUCAUAUGCAUUCUAUGUUCCGGGGACGUCAACAACAUAAGGAAGGGCGAGUUAGCACAUCGACAUCAAACUGCUGAUGCGGCGGGUUGA
Anopheles merus is the source of this 831-nucleotide messenger RNA. RefSeq lists its product as uncharacterized. NCBI's taxonomy places the organism in Eukaryota, Metazoa, Arthropoda, Insecta, Diptera, Culicidae. Bases 1 to 831 code for a protein of 276 amino acids. The transcript is spliced from 2 exons. The record is from RefSeq and is a predicted model, not a curated record.